AAUAAUGUGGCGCUCAAGGCCAUUACCAAGGCCAUAGCCAACAGAUUGAAGCCUUUGAUGCCCAAACCGAUCUCUCCGAUGCAAAGUGGCUUUGUUAGGGGGAGGCAAACAAACGACAACAUACUUCUUCUUCAGGAAGCGUUACACUCGUUUCGCGAUCGAAAAGGAAAAAGAGGAGGGUUGAUUAUCAAAAUUGACUUGGAGAAAGCAUAUGAUAGGCUUCACUGGAGUUUUCUACGAGACACACUCAAAGAGAUACAACUGCCGAGCUCGUGGAUUGACAGGAUCAUGAGUUGUGUUGAGAGGAACAAUAUGAAAAUCAACUGGAACGGGAGGCUUACUUCAGCAAUCAAGCCAACCAGAGGAGUGCGACAGGGAGAUCCUCUAUCUUCCUUCCUAUUUGUUUUAUGUAUGUAAAGAUUGGCUCAUCGUAUUGAACAGGUAGUGGAUGAGAGGCUUUGGAAACCAGUCUCUCUAACCAAAGAAGGGUCAAAGCUCUCUCAUCUAUUUUUCGCUGACGACUUGAUACUUUUUGCAGAGGCGGAAGGAAAUCAAAUUGAUGUUAUACGUAGUUGCCUGGAGGACUUCUGUGCAAGCUCGGGGCAGAGGGUCAACUUCAGCAAAUCGGCCAUGUUUGUAUCACCCAACAUUCAUCGCGACAAGGCAGAAAGACUCAGCCUCUGAGCGGGCAUUCGACUCACAUCGGAUCUUGGCAAAUACUUUGGACUUAAACGUGAUCAAUGGGAGGAUCAGCAAAAAACAGAUACAAGGAGCUGCUGCUGAGGGUUCAGUAAAGGCUUGCUAACUGGAAAAUAGGAUAUCUAUCGAUGGCGGCUAGGGUCACUUUGGUUAAAUCAAUCUCUUCAUCUAUGUCUAUUUAUCAUAUGUUUACGGAGCUGCUACCUUCUUCUGUUUGUGAUGCUUUGGACAGGUGCAAUAGACAAUUUGUAUGGGGAGACAAAGAUGGUAAAGCUAAAUUUCACUCGAUUGCGUGGGAGCAACUCACUUUGCCACGCAAUCAGGGGGGGCUUGGCAUCCGUUCCACAAUGCUCACAAACCAAGCAAUGUGGGAGAAAGGGGCUUGGAAGUUAACCACUGGAGACGACGCCAUAUGGGCUAGGUUCAUGAGAGGAAAAUAUGGGAGAAAUAGGAAGGGUAUCGACAUCCUCUCUAAAGCAAAGGGAAGUUCCCUUGUCUGGCGCAGCUAUGCUCAAACUGCUAAAACCCUGCGCAAAGGUGCAGCUAUUAAUGUAAAGAAUGGCAAAGCAACUAAAUUCUGGCUCAAUACAUGGCUUUUGCAGGAUUCUUUGUUGGAUUGUGCGACCACGGAAGUCCCCGAGGAUCUAAGAGGGAGGCUCGUGGCUGACUACUGGGACCCUGGCAAUGGAUGGAAGAUUCAAGAAGUUGAGCAAUACCUACCACCAGGAGUCAUCGACAAGCUCAGGUCGAUUUUGAUAGACCCCUUAUCAACAGCAGAAGACAAUCUAUUCUAGAAGCUUUCAGCAGAUGGAAAAUUAAGCACAAAGACAGCCUUUCAAGCUAUCUCUCCAAGGGAGGAAGGGCAAGACCUCUUGAUAGGUCAAAAGCGUAUAGCUUCAAUUCCUAUCUUGUAGUAAAACCGGAAAGUCCGGGUAUCGUCUCUCAGGGACUGGUACAACCUUAAGAUUUACCGAUUUAAUAGAGCAAACUAUAGGUGAAAAUGGUUUAAUGAGAUUAUUAACUACUAGCAAAAUAAAAUAAACAAAUUAAC
Linum trigynum is the source of this 1750-nucleotide messenger RNA. Lineage: Eukaryota; Viridiplantae; Streptophyta; Magnoliopsida; Malpighiales; Linaceae. The record is from the annotation of a GenBank genome assembly.